Diospyros lotus (date-plum) is the source of this 1951-nucleotide messenger RNA. Its product is annotated as probable serine/threonine-protein kinase PIX13. The record is from RefSeq and is a predicted model, not a curated record. NCBI's taxonomy places the organism in Eukaryota, Viridiplantae, Streptophyta, Magnoliopsida, Ericales, Ebenaceae. The coding region runs from base 259 to 1635 and encodes 458 amino acids. Gene Ontology annotation, biological process: protein phosphorylation. Gene Ontology annotation, molecular function: protein kinase activity; ATP binding. The transcript has 5 exons.
CCUCUGCGAGGACUGUUGAAAAGUCCAAAUGGAAAUGGGUCCUACUGCUUAGUAGUCCUCUAGUUUGUGCCGAAGGGAAGAGGAGGAGGACGAACGAAGAAGAAGAGGAAGCAAAGCUGUCCCCACCAUACUCUUUCCUUCUUCAACUCUCUCUCUGUCUGAGAAGAUUAGUUAAUUUGGGUCCAACUUCAGGCCAUGUUAAUGUUGUUAUUGUUGAUAACUACUAACCCAUCAACAAGAAGAACAUAAAGAUUGAAGAUGGGCAAUUGCGUGGGACGUCAGCCUUGUAAUUCUGAUCCUGAUCCCGAUCCCAGCACCACGAUUCCGCCCUCCACUCCAGGGACGUCUAACGGCUACAGCAAUGGCGGCGUGUUGUCGGCGACGACGAGCAGCAGCGCCGGCCAAAGCCAGUUCUCGGCGGCGGCGGCGAGCGAUGAUGCCUGUUUGACUGGAGAAAUACUGCCGGCGCCCAAUUUGAAGGUUUACAGCGUUGCGGAUUUGAAGACUGCGACGCGGAAUUUCAAAUCGGAUAUGGUUUUGGGGAUUGGGGGUUUUGGGACAGUGUACAAGGGAUGGGUGGAUGAGAAGACGCUUGCGCCCUCCAAACUUGGGGCUGGAAUGCUUGUGGCCAUCAAGAAAUUGAACCCUGAAAGCUUGCAGGGCUUUGAAGAGUGGCAGUCAGAAGUGAAUUUUCUAGGAAGACUUUCUCAUCCUAAUUUGGUGAAGCUGCUGGGUUACUGCUGGGAGGAUCAAGAUUUGCUACUCAUAUAUGAAUUCAUGCCGAAAGGAAGCUUAGAAAACCAUCUUUUCAGAAGUAAGAACUUAAAAGGAAACAAGAUAGCAGCAAAAAGAAAAGAAGAACUUGUUUGUCUGGUGUUAUGUUGUAUUGAAUGCCGGAUUUUUUUUUUUUGUUCAGGGAGAUCUGUCACGGAACCCCUAUCUUGGAAUGUGAGACUCAAAAUAGUCAUUGGUGCUGCACGAGGCCUCGCUUUCUUACACGCCUCUGAUAAGCAAGUCAUUUACAGGGACUUCAAAGCAGCUAACAUACUGCUUGAUUCGAAUUACAAUGCAAAAAUAUCAGAUUUUGGCUUAGCAAAAUUGGGGCCAUCAGGUGGAAACACGCACGUGACAACACGAGUUAUGGGUACUUAUGGUUAUGCUGCUCCAGAAUACAUUGCAACAGGUCAUUUAUACGUGAAGAGUGAUGUGUAUGGUUUCGGAGUUGUGCUUCUGGAGAUUUUGACAGGCUUACGGGCACUUGAUACUAAUCGGCCUAGAGGAGAGCAUAACCUGGUUGAUUGGGCAAGGCCCUUUCUCUUAAACAAAAAGAAGCUGAAAUCGAUAAUGGAUUCACGGUUAGAAGGGCAAUAUUCUUCUAAGGCAGCAUUUCAGGCUGCUCAACUUAUAUUAAAAUGCCUGGAAACAGAACCUAGAAAGCGGCCCUCUAUGCAAGAAGUUGUGGAGGUCUUGGAACAGAUAGAUUCUAUGAAGAUAAAACCGAAAGAAUUCAAAAGCAAUUUUACCACUCUUUCUGCACCUCAUAGCAAUGGACACCGACCUAUUCAUCAUCAUCGUUCCCCACUACACUCACGCUACCGUGGCUUUGGAACAGGAGCUGACACACAGAAACAGUAAUCCCAUCCAGUGCUGAUAAAACUGGAUCAGAGAAAGUGUAAGUUGACACAAGUGUUGCGCUCUUUUUCCAUUCCAUAGAUUAUUUGUGGAAUCAUUUUUUUUUUUACAUUUUCUUGAAAUUCUUUCUUCAGUUUCUCUGGUAGUUCAAUUUGUAUUUAUCUAUAUCGGUUGAGUGUUGUAAAAUGGAAACUCCGAUUUUCAUAAUGUGAAUAUGUCAGCAGUCUUGGAAAUGUGAGUGCUCCUAUUGAGUUAUUGACAAAGAGAGUUACAGAUGACUGGUGGUUGGAAAAUCAGUUACAAAUUUGCAUUCUCCUUC